AGCGAAGCAAACAGAACCGAACUAAAAGUUGAAGUUUAUCUAGGCAACCUGUGAAAAGUGAGAGAAACAAAGAAACAAAAACAAAAAACAGAAACCGAAAAGUGUCGAACUAGUGAAAAAUUGUGAGAAAUUCUCAGAUAUUCUACACGAAAAAAAAACAGUGUGCAAAAUGUUGAAACUAUUCAAGAAAACCAAAGACAAAAUACCCAAAUCGGAAAUAAUCACCGAGCCAAAAGAGCCGAAAACGCCGCCCGUCUCCAAAUGCGGCAAGCCCUUGCAGCUGGACAACUCGCGCUGGGAGCGCCGGCUGCACAAAGAGCUGAUGUCCCUGAUCAAGGAGCCGCCACCGGGUGUUACCGUCGACACCGAAAGUGUACAGCAAAACCUAUCCGAAUGGAAAAUAAACAUUAAAGGUUUCGAGGGCACCCUUUACGAGGGCGAGGACUUCCAGUUGCUGUUCAAAUUCAACAAUAAAUAUCCCUUUGAUUCGCCUGAGGUGACCUUCAUUGGCAGCAAUAUACCCGUGCAUCCACAUGUCUACAGCAAUGGACACAUCUGCCUGUCCAUUCUGACGGAGGACUGGUCACCGGCGCUGUCCGUGCAAUCCGUGUGCCUUAGCAUAGCUUCCAUGUUGAGCAGCUGUCGCGAGAAGAAGCGGCCUCCAGACAAUGCGCUCUACGUCAAGACCUGCAGUAAAAAUCCCAAAAAGACUAAAUGGUGGUACCACGAUGACUCUGUUUAGUUAAAGUUGCAAUUUAUUACUACUGCCGCCUGCUGCUACUGCUGCUGCUGUUGUUAAUACAGAAAUAGAGCAAAUAUGAGGAAUACAUAAAUAGACACGCAGCCAAAUCGAUCCCAGGCAGGGGCACACCACACAUGACCCAUCCAGAAACUGCGCCAAGACACUGAACUGCUUAAGCUUUAGAGGAACUAUCACAGGAGGAGAAAGCAAGAGGAGAACAUCAAAUCAAAUCAACAAUAAGACAACUAACUAACAGUAGUGAAUGGCAAACAAUCAACGUGCCGCCGGUCAGGCAUGGCCCCACUCUAAUUCUAGCUAUCUGUAAUCAACGAAAGGCGUGUGCGAAACCCUAUUACUAAAUGUUAACAUUUUAAAUUAGAUUAUUAAGACCAAAUUAAAUGUUAUGCUAUCAUCUAA
Molecule: messenger RNA, 1159 nt
Organism: Drosophila guanche
Lineage: Eukaryota; Metazoa; Arthropoda; Insecta; Diptera; Drosophilidae
Product: ubiquitin-conjugating enzyme E2 W
Exons: 5
Coding region: 170-742 (190 amino acids)
Source: RefSeq, a predicted model, not a curated record